AUGUCUCUGGGCCCGCCACUAAUUAAUCCACAACAGGAGAUUACUCCAGUGAAAAAUCUUCUUGUUCAUUUCGGUUCUGUGAUGGUACCCAUUCUGACCAGCCCUAGCAACUGUGAAGGAAACUCUGGCCGGAUGCCAAGCACCAAUACAAGCCACCUUACGAAGACCUCUGUGGGUUUUGCGAGGAAGGCGAGUCACACCCCAACGAGUAACAACACCCUCAUAACCCUUACCCUUUGUGACACCAAUGAUAUCAAUCAUCUCAUCUUUCUGGAAUACAGCAUCAAUAGGUACCUGCUUCUCAAAGAACCCAUAGGCAAAGUCGACCUUCUGAGCAAUAGUCCCGCCAUUCACUUGGAUCUCCAUCAGGUGAGCCUUCUUCUGCUUCAGCCCCUUCAUCUUCCUUAUCUGCAUGAACAAAGCGCUAUCAGGCUUAAUUAA
Molecule: messenger RNA, 441 nt
Organism: Striga asiatica
Lineage: Eukaryota; Viridiplantae; Streptophyta; Magnoliopsida; Lamiales; Orobanchaceae
Source: the annotation of a GenBank genome assembly